Geodia barretti is the source of this 1683-nucleotide messenger RNA. The record is from the annotation of a GenBank genome assembly. NCBI's taxonomy places the organism in Eukaryota, Metazoa, Porifera, Demospongiae, Tetractinellida, Geodiidae.
AUGGCAGAUAUAGCUCACCCUGAAGUGUUAGUAACCACCGACUGGGUUGCCCGACACGGUAGCGAUGCGGGCAUCCGUUUGGUGGAGGUUGAUGUGGACACAGCGGCUUACGACGAAGGACACAUCAGCGGCGCUGUCGGGCUUAACUGGCAAACCCAGUUGUGCGACCAAGUGCGGCGCGACAUCUUAACAAAAGAUCAGUUUGAACAGCUGUGCCAAGAUAACGGCAUUAGCAACGAUACCACAGUUAUCUUCUACGGCGACAAUAACAAUUGGUUCGCUACUUAUGCUCUGUGGCAAUUCCGUUACUAUGGGCAUGACGAAAGCAAGUUGAAAGUGAUGAAUGGUGGACGCCAGAAGUGGAUUGAUGAGGGUCGUGAGUUAGUCACAGAUACUUCUUCGCAUGCUGCCACCGACUACAAAGCGAAAUUCCCCGAUGACAAUGUGCGGGCGACAAAAGAUCACGUUCUACCAACGCUGGAACAGGGAGUGGUCAACCUUGUAGAUGUGCGCUCUCCUGCGGAGUUCACCGGCGAGAUUAUCGCGCCCCCAGGGUUGCCCGAAACGGCGCAACGUCCGGGACGUAUUCCGGGCGCAGCGAAUAUCCCGUGGGCAACCGCAGUGGCAGACGACGGCACCUUCAAAUCCUACGACGAGUUGAAGGAGAUCUACGAGGUGCGGGUGUCGAUCCAGAUAAAGAGACGGUCGCUUACUGCCGUAUUGGAGAACGUUCCUCGCACACAUGUCGGAGGGGAUCCCCCGCAACAACGGCAUGAAAUCGAGAAGGGUCUGUUGCGCUACUACUACGAUGGGCUUGUCGAUGGAGGAGUUUUAGGGAAUCUCAUCGUGCACUACCUUACGCGCCAAAUUGCUUUUGAAGCCUCGCACUAUUAUCAUAUUCCUGAACUCAACGAUGCGGAGAAUUACGCCCUGUUUGGAGCGACCGCCAAUCCAAAUAGUCAUGGGCAUAACUAUGUCUUGGAAGCGACAGUCAAAGGUAGGCUUAAUCCUGAACAGGGGAUGGUCAUCAAUAUCACCGAUUUGGACCAAGUUCUCAAGGACGAGGUUGUUGCCUACUAUGAUCAUAAACAUAUCAACGUACAACACCCCACCUUCGCGAAUAACCCACACCUGCAACCGACAAGUGAGAAUUUAGCGAUCCAGAUUUGGCAUGCGAUUGAACCGCAUCUAAAAGGGACAAUCUUACAUCGCAUCAGGUUGUAUGAGGAUUCAACCCUGUUUGCUGACUAUUACGGAGAGGGGCAGAUGGUCUAUCUCACGAAAGUUUACGAAUUCAGUGCAUCACACCGAUUGCACAGUCCACAACUCAGCGAUGCGGAAAACCGAGAGAUCUUCGGAAAGUGUAACAAUUUCUACGGUCACGGGCACAACUAUGCACUCGAAGUAACGAUAAAAGGUGAGGUGGACCCAAGAACUGGACUGGUUGCGGAUUUACACCAUCUUGAUGAAACAAUCCAGAAGCAGGUCCACGGACGAUUUGAUCAUAAACAUCUUAACUUAGACACACCUGAGUUUGAGAACCUCAAUCCAACUUCAGAAAACUUUGUGAAGGUACUCUGGGAAGUUAUUGAACCAAGUCUGAAGCCGAUUCAGUUACAUCGGCUUCGAUUGAAAGAAACUCCUAAGAACCAUUUCGAUUACUACGGAGACGAAAUCAGUUAA